AGAAGUGUCAAUUUUCUUCACUUCCUCAAACCUUUCCUUAGGUUAACGACUUCUUAACCAGUCACAACUAUUCAAUCCUACAGUUAUAUAUGUCAUCUGUUUAUAGCCAUACUGUAGCCAAGAUUAGAUGGGACCUGGGUCUAGGGACAGUCCCUACAUACAUCCGGAUUUUCAACUGUAGAAGUCAAAGCGAGCGAGCGAGAUUGAUACCCACUGAGACAGCGCCGAUCACAACAAUGCUUAAACCUAGGGCUUAAAGAACACGUUACUGAAAUAAAACGAGAUAUGCGCGUGAACGCGAGCGGGGAGGCCGCCGUGCCUCAACUGAUGUCUACCGUGCAGCUACUCACGUGGAACCGCGAGCUCCUGGUCUCACAGGUGAAGAGCACGCAGUGCAUCCUGGACAACCUGCUGAAGAGCGGCUUCUUCUGCCAGGAGGACGUGGAGACGGUGCAGCCUGCUGUCACCAAGGCGGACCAGGUGCGUAAAAUCUUGGAGCUUGUCCAAAGCAAAGGAGAGCCGGCCUGCGAAUAUUUCUUAUACAUUCUCUACAAAGUUUACGACGCCUACAUCGACCUCCAGCCAUGGCUUCAGGAGAUCAACUAUCAGCCACCGGACUUCAUACAGGAGAUACCCGUGGUCAACACAGACCCUAUCAGUCGCUACUGUGAGAAGUUAAGGCACGAGCUGCGGCGGGACACCCGCUUCAUCGCCUCGUACUCCCAGAGGGAGGAGACGCUGCUGGAGGAGCUCUACACCGACACCCAGAUGGAGCUGCUGGACGGACACAAUGAGAGCCUAGGCUUCCUGGAGAGCCUGGAUCAGCUCCUGGGGGAGCCCGGGGUCUUCAACCCAGAGGCCGAGACGGUCUUCGUGACCGGGGACGCCGGCGUGGGCAAGUCCCUCCUCUUGCAGAAGGUCCAGAACCUGUGGUCGAAGAGAGAGCUACGGACAGACACCAUGUUCUUCUUCAAGUUCCGCUGCAGGAUGUUCAGCACCUUUAAGAAGACGGAUGAGAUCUCCCUCAGAGACCUGCUCUUCAAUCACAACUGCUACCCAGACUGGGACCUGGACAACGAGGUGUUCGGGUACAUCCUUCGCUUCCCGGAGAAGGUUCUCUUCACAUUCGACGGCUACGACGAGGUCCAGGGGGAUCUGGAUCUGGUGAAUGUGCCGGAGGUGGUCUCGCCAGAGGAGAAGAGCCACCCUCUCCUGCUGCUCAUCAGCCUGCUCUGUGGGAAGCUCCUCAAGGGCUCCCGGAAAGUCCUGACCGCUCGGACGGGGACGGAGGUCCUGGCCAAAGUGAUCCGAAAGCGGGUAGUUCUCCGGGGCUUCUCCCUGGCCCACCUGAAGACCUACACGUCCCUGCACUUCAAGGAACAGGAGCACAGAGACCUGGUGUGGGUCCAGCUGGACGCCAGCCCCCACCUGUGCGGCUUGUGCUCCACCCCCCUCUUCUGCUGGAUCGUCUUCAAGAGCUUCAAGCACCUGCACACCAUGUACGACGACUUUGAGCUGCCCGAGACCUGCAUCACCCUCACCAACAUCUUCCUCCUGCUGUCCGAGGUCUUCCUCAGCCGCUCGGCACUGCCGCCGACGGGGAUGCUGAAGAGGAGCACCAGGUGCGCCGCCGAGACCCUCCAAGCCGGAUCGCGGCCGCUGGCGGCGUUCGCCAAGCUGGCCUUACUGGGCUUGGAGAAGGGAGGCUUCGUGUUCAGCCUGGAGGAAGCCGUGUCCUGUGGGCUGGCAGAAGCAGACUUGCACGUGGGCUUCCUCCGGCCCGUCGGCUGCUACGACGGGACCGGUUCCACGGACGCGUUUGAGUUCCUCCACCUCACUUUGCAGUCCUUCCUGGCAGCCUUUGCCCUGGUGCUGGAGGAGCAGGCUGGGGUGAGCUCCAUGCUGAGGUUCUUCACAGAGUGCAGCCGGAAGAAGGACGCUUCCUGUUUGCCGUGGGCCUCCUGUGUCCGGAGAUCCUCCAAGCCCAGAGGAACAGACCCAUUCAAAACCAAAGACCACUUGCAGUUUGCCAACCUCUUCCUCUGCGGGCUGCUGGCCAAGGCCAACGCAGGCCUGUUGGAGCACUUGGUGUCUCCGGCGUUGCUGGACAGGAAACGCUCGGUCCUCAAGUCCUACCUUUCCACCAGCAUCAGGUGCCACCUGCGAGGCCUUCCGGUCCACACCACAGAAAACGAGGGCAGCAAGGUGCAUGUUCUGCCCAACUUCCUGUGGAUGCUCAGGUGCAUCUUUGAGACAGGAAGUAGAGAGGUGGCUCAGCUGACAGCCAAGGGCGUCACGGCGAGCUACAUCAAGCUGGGGUACUGCAACGUCUACUCUGGGGACUGCAGCGCCCUGAACUACGUGCUGCAGCACAGGAAGAAGAGGCUCGGUCUGGACAUGGACAACAACAACAUCAGCGAUUAUGGAGUCAAGCAACUGCAGCCCUCGCUCUGUACCAUGACUGUGGUGAGGUUAUCUGUCAAUCAGAUCUCCGACAGCAGCAUUGAGAUCCUGGCCGAGGAGCUGACCAAGCACAAAGUGGUGGAAGUAUUAGGACUCUACAAGAACCUCAUCACAGACUUGGGAGCCAAGCUGGUCGCUCAGAUGAUUGAGGAAUGUCCGAAACUACGAACAGUCAAGAUUGGCAGCAACAAGAUCACCAGUGUGGGAGGGAUCUACCUGGCCCAGGCCGUCCAGAAGAGCUCCUGCAUCUUUGAUGUUGGGAUGUGGGGGAACACUAUUGGAGAUGAGGGGGCUGUGGCGUUUGCAGAGGCCUUGAGGCAUCACCCCAGCCUGACCAACUUGAGCCUCUCAGCCAAUGGCAUUACCUCAAGGGGGGGGAGGAGCCUGGCCCAAGCAUUGAAGGAAAACACGGUUCUCAGGAUCUUCUGGCUUGUGCAGAAUCAGCUGACUGAUGAUGUGGCACCAGACAUGGCAGAACUAAUCAAAGCCAAUACAGGACUCUCACACUUAUGGCUGAUCAACAACCAGCUGACUGUGGCGGGAAUGCACAUCCUGUCUGACGCCCUGUCCCACAACACGGCCCUCAAAGAGAUCUGUGUGAAGGGGAACAGAGUGAGCCAAGAGGAAGAGGCGUUGUUCAAGGAGCAGCCCCGGCUUCGCUUCCACUGAGGGGAUGUGGCGAGCGUGGACUGAGCAUGCUCGGAGGAGAGCCAGGGGACUGGAUGCAGUUCUGCUUUUUAAAUGAUGAUUAUUAUGAUUAUAUUUAUCAUUCAAGUAUGUGUGCCUGCUGUGCAGUCUGGGGUAAAAAGGAGGGGGGGGGGGGUCUGAGAUGAAAGCCGAAGCCCCUGUAAGUAGGAUGCCGUUGUGUUAAGCAGCAGCUGUGUAAAAGCCUCUGACCCAGCUGGGACAUAAGGGUUGCGCUGUACUUCCACCCUGUGGAGAACACUCCACACAGACAGCUCUGCUGAAGCCUGAACACAGCCGUCUGAAUCAGGUGUGCUGGAGCAGGGAAACAUCCAGAGCAACCCUGAGGACCAGAGCAGACCUCUGCUGUACAGGGAGUGUAUGUGUGGCAGGUCCAGUAGGGUUGUGCAAGCGAGAGGAAGUUGAAUGUGUUUCCACAGACUGGCAGACACCACUGAAACUAACCAACACUCAACCACACCAAGCUUUUAAAAGAUCUGCUCUUUUAAUUUCAUUUUCUGUACAUAAUUUUUUUGUUGUAGUUUUUGUUUGACAUGAAUGGAAUGUUAUAACAUAUACAGUAUACUGUGUCUAAAAAAUCUCUUGAAAUAAAAAGAUGAAUGUUUUCUAGGCAUGUACUGUUGGGUGGGUUACAGAAGUACCUUAAGAUGAUGAGCCACAAUAAAAGGGUUUUUAUUCACAAUCUUAUGAUGACAUCUUUCAUUCAAGUUAAUCUAUUUUCUAAGCAUUCAUCUUCCUGUCAUAGUGUGCAUGUGUAGCUGGUGUGGUUUCAUGUCAUGGUUUUGUCUUAUCCAUGUUUGCAGUAAUGUUCAAAUUUUGUGUUAAUGCAAAGAAGGAUUUACAUUUAGUCAUUUAGCAGACGCUCUUAUCCAGAGCGACUUACAGUAAGUACAGGGACAUUCACCCCGAGACAAGUAGGGUGAAGUGCCUUGCCCAAGGACACAACAUCAUUUGACACGGCGGGGAAUCAAUCCGGUAGCCUUCUGAUUACUAGCCCGACUCCCUCACCGCUCAGCCAUCUGACUCCCAACUCCCAAGGAGUUGGGCAAAACAAUGACAUGAAAUCACACCAGCUACACAUGCAGCUACACAUGUAUAUUAGAAAUAUACCAUCCAGUCAAGCUUUACCCAAUCACAUGCUAGGAUCAAUACAGGAUAUUAUUGAUCAUCUUUUAACCUUGAUCACCCUCUCCCUGUCAAACAAAGCCCAUCGUUCUGUUACUACGGGCAACAAUCAUCAGGUAAACACCUUGUUGCCAAGGUGGUUGUGGAUAGGUGUUGACCCUCUAGGAUUGAUAUGGGCUCAGAGAAAGCAGAGUAACAGACAUCUGGUUGAACAUACAUUGACCCCCUCGGCUUACAACACACACAUACAAAUGGGAUAAUAAAAGGUGCUUGACGUCUUACAACUCAUAUAAGGCUGUCCUGGCAGUCCAGUGUGUCUCCUGAGUCCCUCCCUCCCUCCCUCCCUCCCUCCCUCCCUCCCAGAGAUCAACACAGGACACAAACGAUGCUUCACAAUCAUGAGCUGUUGCGCUACAUUUUUUUUUGAAGAGAAACAGAUUUCUUUAAAGGUGAGGUUCAAGCCUCGGGUUACUGGGGACUUAGGGAGGCUGUUGUUUUCAUAUACGCUGUACACCAAACAGGAACCCCCACCAGGAGACAACUUUCACACAUGAGAACAAGGUUCUCCACAACAUUGACCCCAUGAAAAGGAGAAGCAGCAUUAGUUUUUUUUACAGGAACACGAUGUAAGCCAGCUGAAUCAGGAGUAAGAGGAGAUAACCCAGCAGUUAGCAUUGAUGAAACAUGAAAAUACACUUUGGAAACCUGCGAGAAUACACCCAAACAAUACAGAUCUUCUAAAUUGGGCUGUUUAAUUAUUCUUUAACUACUGAAACACCUUUGGACGUGCCAUGAAGAUUCAGCUUACGGUGACAGGUUAUAUGCGGGAAUCCAACAUCAUUACAGACUGAGCUAGAGGAUACAUCACUAAACACAGCUGUAAAAUCACCCGGGGCCGUAAAAUCACCUGGGGCUGAAAUCGAAGAUGACGCACUGAUUUUAAAAAGCUUUGACUUUAAAAUGUCACCUAGGCGUAUAUAUUUUCUUUUACUUCCAUGACUAAUCUGGAUAAAUCUAGGUCGAAACCACUCAACGAUUAGCAGCGUAUUCGUAGAAAGCUUUAAAACCUUUAAAAGAAGAAAUGUUUCAAGGCCUUUUUAAUAAGAGAGACGCUGAAAUGGGAUGUUUCUUUUUAGAUGAUGUGCAAAUAAAAAAAAUGAGGAUUAAAGGGAGAGUCAGCGCAUACUCCAACCACAGUUUUGUCAAACUGACUCAUGAAGUCAUAAAGAUCGUAUCUCACCAUGAAGCUGAAAUCAGGACAUGUUAACUUUGACUCUGAGAAAAUCCCAUAAACCUAUUACAUCCUUAUUUAAACCGUCAUAAACAACAGCCUCAGUAACGUUUCUUUUGAAUUUGACAGUGGACUAUCCCUUUAAGUGGUCAUAGAGGGGCCCGACAUUCAAAUGCCUCAUUAGCAUCUUGUUCUACUGCUGGCUCCCCACCAGUUAGGAGGAAGGGUCUCCUGGUGCCUCCA
Messenger RNA from Hypomesus transpacificus, 5767 nucleotides. It is a transcript of the gene nod1, whose product is annotated as nucleotide-binding oligomerization domain containing 1. The transcript has 12 exons. Lineage: Eukaryota; Metazoa; Chordata; Actinopteri; Osmeriformes; Osmeridae. Gene Ontology annotation, biological process: regulation of apoptotic process. Gene Ontology annotation, molecular function: protein binding. Bases 286 to 3132 code for a protein of 948 amino acids. The record is from RefSeq and is a predicted model, not a curated record.